This is a messenger RNA of Penicillium digitatum Pd1, 423 nucleotides long. Its product is annotated as phosphatase YCH1. Gene Ontology annotation, molecular function: protein tyrosine phosphatase activity. The record is from RefSeq and is a predicted model, not a curated record. Gene Ontology annotation, cellular component: cytoplasm; nucleus. Lineage: Eukaryota; Fungi; Ascomycota; Eurotiomycetes; Eurotiales; Aspergillaceae.
AUGUCGUCCAUCUCAAUCACAACUCUCCCCCGCAUGGGCCGCGAUGUUCUAGCGGCCCUACUCUCAACCGGCGAACCGAGCAACCUAGCAAUUGUUGACGUCCGAGACUCAGACCAUAUUGGAGGCCAUAUCCACUCAUCAACUUGGGUCCCUAGCUCAACGCUGGACGUGCGCAUGCCUGAGCUCAUCCGCACUCUCAAAGACAAGAAGAUGGUUGUAUUCCAUUGUGCACUCAGUCAGCAACGUGGUCCCUCUGCUGCUCUUCGCUAUGCGCGUGAGCGUGAGAGCACGCUUAGUGCGGAGGAGAAUCAGAAGCAGCAAGUAUUUGUGCUCGAGGGCGGGUUUGUGGAAUGGCAGCAGAAGUAUGGCAAUGAUGCUAAGCUGACUGAGGCUUUUGCUGCGGACGUCUGGGAUGACUAUUAA